Echinostoma caproni is the source of this 834-nucleotide messenger RNA. The record is from the annotation of a GenBank genome assembly. Lineage: Eukaryota; Metazoa; Platyhelminthes; Trematoda; Plagiorchiida; Echinostomatidae.
AUGACUUCCGUUCUUUUCUGGCCGUUGCUCCCACUGGUUCUGGAACUGCUGGUUAUCGCACAGGUAUUGUUUGUCGCUGUCUCACUUCGUUCCAUGGCCGAUCCGGUCGGAGUGGAAGUAGCCAAUCAAACUGUUCGUCUGGAUUGGGAGGAUAAAGCGCGAAAAGAUUUGAAAGAUCUGGUUCAAAUGAUUCCCUGUGACCCCUUAUCCAACUCAUCUGCCGGAAAAGCUUGCAGGUUUCUUUACUAUGGUGGUCGUAAAUACACCAUAUUUUUACAGUUCUUCAAUUUGUUCAUGUUCUUCUGGCUCGUGAACUUCGUCCGUUCUCUGGCUGAAAUGACUCUGGCCGGCACGUUCGCACACUACUAUUUUUCUCGACUCAAUCCCAAGAGCAUGCCCCGUUGCCCGCUACUAAGCAGUUUCUUCCGUGCGGGUUUCUAUCACAUCGGUUCGUUAGCUCUCGGUUCGUUGUUGGUAGCCCUACUACAAUGGCUUCGUGUUAUUCUGGAAUACAUUUCGACCAAACUGAAGAAAUACGAUAACGGCUUCACCCAAUGCCUCACACGAUGUUUGUGCUGUUGUUUCUGGUGUCUGGAGAAAUUUUUACGCUUCCUCAAUCGAAACGCAUUCAUUAUGAUAUCUAUCUACGGUCAAAGUUUCUGCUCCGGUGCACGAUCAGCCUUCUAUCUGUUGUUACGCAAUGCGGUGCGACUAAGUUACCCUCAGAUACCCCCUACCAGUCGCAAUCGACUCGCUAUUCUCAACUCCGUUUCUGCUCUAGGCCAACUUGUUCAUGUGUACUGUUGGAUUCGUGAAACAGCUGCUCGCAAUUGA